AUGGCGGCGGCUUGCGGGAGGGAGGAGGCGGCAGCAGCAGGAGGCGGCGGCACGGGCGCGAGGGGGGAGGCGCAGGUGCGGCGGCAGGAGGUGGUGGCGCAGGCGCAGGCAGGAGGCGCGGCGGGGAACGGGCGGCAUGGGGCACGGGAGGAGGUGCGGGCGCGGCAGGAGGUGGAGCGGAAGCGGUUGUACGAGGCGGAGGCGGUGCGGAGAGGGAGUAGCGCGGCGGCCGCGGGGUGCAGCGGGGGGCGGGUUGCGGCGGCGGCGGCACGCGGGGGAGGGUGCCGCGGCGGCGGCGGCGGUGGCGAACCCUAG
This is a messenger RNA of Aegilops tauschii subsp. strangulata, 315 nucleotides long. NCBI's taxonomy places the organism in Eukaryota, Viridiplantae, Streptophyta, Magnoliopsida, Poales, Poaceae. The record is from RefSeq and is a predicted model, not a curated record.